GUUUUGGCGGGAAUAUGAAACCGACGACAUCCGCCCCCAAACCCAAGCUAGGGUUUCUUCUCUUCUCGGGGUGAUGCUUGCUUUCUUCGUUCUCUAAUCUACCUCGAGGACGCGACGAACGAAUCAAUUUUGUUCGGACGUCUGAUGAUGUUGGAGGGGUCUGCCUUGGCCCCGGCCGAAUCGAUCCUAGACGCCAUCUCUAGGAUCCGAUUCGCGCCGCAAACCAAUGACCUCCUGGUCGCCUCUUGGGACGGAAUUAUUAGGCUGUAUGAUGUGGAUCGUGACGUCCUCAGAUUUAAAACAUCUUCGAAUGGAGCACUUCUGGAUUGCUGCUUUGAGGAUGAAAGGGCUGCGCUUUCAGCUAGUUCUGACGGUUGUAUUCAGAGGUACGACUUCUCUUCAGAGUCCCAAAAUUUAGUGGGAAAUCAUGAUGAUUCAGUCACUUGCAUUGACCAUUCUAAGGAAACUGGUCAAUUUAUAUCAGCUGGUUUAGACAAGAAAUUAAUGUUUUGGGAUAUGCAUAUGAAAAAUGGGAGUACCAGAUGCACAAAAGAGGUAGAUUCAAAUGUAUGGUCUCUGUCACUUUGCCAUUUCUAUCUAAUAGCUGCUGUUGGAAACAUGAUUAGCACCUAUGACUUGAGAAACUUAAGCGGGACAGUUCAAAUGAAAAAAUCCCCAAUGAACUAUCAAAUAACAUGUGUUCGCUCAUUUUCUGACAAGGAAGGAUAUGCAAUUGGUUCAGUUGAUGGUUGUGUUGCACUAGAGCAUCUUGAUCCUUCCAAGUCAUCUGAGAUGAGGUGUAUCUUCAGAUGCCAUCCAAAAUCAAGAAGUGGAAGAUAUAACAUGGUUGCCAUAAACGACAUAGCAUUUCAUCCAUGCUCUAAAACCUUUGUUUCAGGAGAUAAUGAAGGCUAUGCUAUUGUCUGGGAUCUGCAAAGCAAGAAGAGACUUUGUGAGCUCCAAAGAUAUCCUUCCAGUGUCUCAUCUUUAUCAUACAACCAUAGUGGUGAGAUUUUAGCAAUUUCAUCCAGCUACACGUACCAGGAAGCAAAUGAAGUAGAAGAACCCCCUCAAAUAUUCAUCAGCUCAAUGGAGAACAUUGUAAAACAAUCUUGUUUACCUAAUAUUUCAGCAGAGGAACCGAUGUUGUAACUACGAAGAUUUUGCUCAGUGAGAGCAGCCUUGUUGUCUUAAGACAAACUAGUUAACUUGUAUACUAAAACAUGAAGUUGUAACACACUAAGCUUGUUGUAGACUGGUACGCUGUAAAGCAUUCUGUUGUAGUUUAAAACUUUAAGUUGGACUAUCAUUUUUGCACAGAUGAUAAUUUACGUUACUAUGGAAGUUUAAUUAAA
Zingiber officinale is the source of this 1355-nucleotide messenger RNA. RefSeq names its product mitotic checkpoint protein BUB3.3-like. Lineage: Eukaryota; Viridiplantae; Streptophyta; Magnoliopsida; Zingiberales; Zingiberaceae. The record is from RefSeq and is a predicted model, not a curated record. Gene Ontology annotation, cellular component: kinetochore; mitotic checkpoint complex; phragmoplast. Gene Ontology annotation, molecular function: ubiquitin binding. Bases 145 to 1152 code for a protein of 335 amino acids. The transcript has 9 exons. Gene Ontology annotation, biological process: mitotic spindle assembly checkpoint signaling.